Tetrahymena thermophila SB210 is the source of this 3225-nucleotide messenger RNA. RefSeq lists its product as hypothetical. NCBI's taxonomy places the organism in Eukaryota, Ciliophora, Oligohymenophorea, Hymenostomatida, Tetrahymenidae. The transcript is spliced from 4 exons. The record is from RefSeq and is a predicted model, not a curated record.
AAAACACCAAUUUUUUUAAUAUCUUAAAGAUUAAAAAGUGAUUAGAUUUAUUAAAUUAAUUUAAGUAUUUCUUAUAAACAAACAUAAAAUACAUUUAAGUUAAAAAUGAAUAUAAAUAAGAACAUUAGUUUAUCAUCUAAUUAAAUAGAUAAAUAUGAAAGUAAUAAUAAUAAUCAUAGAGAUGUGAAUAAUCAGAUUUAAAGUUUUAGUUAAAUACAAACUUCUCCUUCUUUAAAAUAUUUGACAUAGAAUACAUUACCAACAAGUCCAUCUAAGGUAUAUCAGUAAAAUAAUAAUCAUUUAGGUCAUAGGCUUAGUAAUAGAAGUAACUAACUUAGGCUUAGUAUAACUAAUAAUGGGGAAAUUUAAUUCUUUUCACCUAGAGGAUCUUAUCCUUCAUAAAAUAAAGUCUAAAAUGCAAACACUUAUCGCCAUUAAGCUUCUAAAUAUUUAAGUUCUUAAAUAGAGUUAUAAAAAUAGCAAGCUUAAUAGUCUGAACUUUAGAUUUACAAUGAGCAUCUUGAAAUAAAAGAAAUGGGCGGAGGUCCAGGAAAUAUUUAGAAAACAACUUAACACUUUUUUUAGAUUAAGAAAGGAAAUCAUAUUCCCUUAAAGUAGAUAAAUGCCAUUUAAAAGAGUUAGAUCUAGAAAUAAUGCCUUACAGAGCAAAGCGAUAUAUAAAAUUCACACUAUUUUUCUAGCAGUAACACUUUUCUUAAAGGAGUUUAUAUGAAUUAAAGAAAUAAUUUAUCAGCUAAUAAUAUCUCGCUGCUAAAAUAGUAAUCUAAAAUAAAUAAUGAAAGAUUGCUAACUGAUUAGUCUGAACUUUUUUAAAGUCCUGCUCAGUAAUAAAACUCUACAAAGAAAUUUCAAACUUAAAAUUCUAUGUAGCUUGAUAAUAAAAAAGAUAAUUCCUCUUUAGAUAAAUUUUCUUUGACUAAAACAAACGCUCAGGAGGAAUAAUAAAACAAAAAAAAGAGCGUUUUAUUAAGAUACAACAGUGGCAAUCAAAAAAAAUUAAUUGCUACCAAUUUUCCAGUAACUAGAUUAUCUAAGGAAAGAUCAAGUCUAGAAGAUAUCUAAAAACAAUAUGAAACUGAAUAUUCAACUUAAAAUCUUCAAACCGAUGAAGGUUUCAAUAAUUACUCUAUCAUAGGUAAUGUGUAGUCUUCGCCAAUGCUCAAAAGAAAGAGCAUAGAAAAAAAUUUACUUUUAAAAUAACAAAUACAAAGUAGCAAUAAUAUUACUGCAGCAGCUGAUGCAGAAAGCAAAAAUAAAGCUAAAAAUGAAAUUAAUCUUUUUUAAAGGAAUAAAUAAAGUUCAGAUAAUUUAAGAAAUAAUAAGAAUGCUAACUCGAAUAUGAAUUCAACAUGUAAUACUUUUAAGUAGCCAAGUGCAUUAAAUAAUUUUUUUAAUACAGCAGUAUCAGCUCCAAAAAAUAAUAGCAAGUUUAAAAGCUCAAAGGCUCUUAAUAGUAGCAAUUCGUAGAAUAAUAUUAUGUAAAGUGACAAGCCUUCUCAUUCAAGGAACAAUAGUCCACUAUAAAACAACAACUUUAGUCCAAAUAAAACAAAUAAUUUUAAUAAUCAGACAUCUGUGAGUAUAAGUAAGUAAAUGUGUUUAGCUGCUACAGAUUAUUAAUUUUAAAAGUAAUUAAGACUUUAAGAGAGAGAGUAAAAAAAAAUAAGAUUUGGCUAAGAAAUGUUUAACAAUUUUUAAACUGAAAUUGAACGUUUAAAAAAAGCUUUUAUUAAUAAACAAGAUCCAGAACCUAUUUUAAAUCAUUAUAAAGUGAAUUAAGAAAUAUGUGAGAAAACAUUGGUCUUAGCAAAUAAAUGCUUAGUAUUUAAAAGAAGUAGAGCACCUCUAGAGACUCUUUUAAGGAUACACAGCAAAUCUAUCGAAUUAAAUAAGCAGCAUCCUAGUUUAUAACUUUUUAUUCUACUUUAAAUUGCCAAAAUAUUUAUUGAAAUUAGCUCUCCAUUAUUAGCUAUUCCUAUUCUCAAGGUAGUUAAAAGAUAGUCAUUUUUAAAUAUGUAAAACGAGUAUCUUAUGAAGUCCUACAGAUCCCUGGCUCAAUGCUAUUGCACUAUUUAAAAAUUCGAAAUUGCAUUCGGCUAUGCAGCCAAAUAUCUUCACUUAAGUUGGACUUGUGAUAGCGCCAACAAUGAGCUCGGUGCAUAUGAAAUGCUUGGAAAAAUUUACUUUUAUUUAGGAGAUGCUAGAAAAUCAGCUUAUUAUCAUAAUAGAAUGGCUAUGAAUAUCAGAGAAGAAGAAACAAGUUCACUGAGAAAAAUGCAGAUUGAGAAUUUAAAGGCACUGCAAAAAAGAAGAUAUGAAAUUAUAGCAGCACGUGAAAUUAAAAAAAACAGAAAAAAAUUGGAAGAUCAAUAAAUAGAUGGAAGUUUAUACAUAAUUUCUUCAGAUGAAGAAAAUGAUUUAAACUAACUCAUUCCAGAAGAAAACAAAGACUUACUUUUAGAUCAUCAAAUUAAUUAGAAUGAUUAACAAAAAAAAAAUCAGCAAGAAUAGCUAUUUAAACUUUAAACUAAAUCAAAAACAUAAAUACCAUUGAGAAAAACACCUAAAUUUGAUAUAAAAUCUGAUAAAGGAUGUCUCAUGGAUACUCAAGUGAAGGCUAAUUAAGAUAUCAGAAUAGAAGCUAAGAAGAGAGAGAAUUUUGAAUAGUUCCUUAAAAAGCCUUAUUAGUAGUUUAUUCAGUACAAAUCUAUCAAGGGUAUAGGCCCUAUGAGAGAUAAACUUUUAGUUUCGCAUAAAAGCUAUAAUAAAAAUCUGUCAAAUUUUUAACUUAGCUAAAUAAACAAGAAAUUGAAAUCAAGUAAUAUAUUUUUCACUUAAAAUGAGCUUGAUGAAAAUCAUUAAAAUAAUGGAGAAAGUCCUGAUUCUUAAAAUGAGUAAAUAUAUAAAAUUAACUAAGAUUAGGAAAUUAAUCAAGAUAUUAAGCAUAACAUUGAGCAAAGUGAGUAUUGGAAAGACUCAAUUGUAAAAAACGUUGAAAAAGCUCUUAAAAAAAUGAUCAAAAAUAUAAAUUAUUUGAGUAUUUUACGUGAAGAGUUAAAGAUUUACCAUGAAGAAAAAUUAAGAGAAAAAACGUUCUUUGAAGUAGAAGAAGACAAUUUCUAGAGCGAAUAAGAGAAAAUCAUCAAAAAGAUGAUGGAGUCAAAAGAAGAAAACUCUGAUCAAUAUUGGUCUCACUUAGUUUGA